AUGGCAAGCCAGAACAAAAUCGCUCCCGAGCAGUCUAGUCUUGACUCAAUACGUUUCGCAGAACAGCCAAAAAAGGUUUCAUUUGAGCAAUUUAUGGUGGAACAUCUAGGCAGCGUUGGAAGGUACCAGUUAUUACAGUUUAUUUUGGUGUGCAUUCCUAGCGCGUUUGUAUCCCUGCACGUAAUGAGCUGGACAUUUGUGUCAAUCCCUUCUGAAGUCAAGUUCCGUGUGAGAGCUAAUACGAACACAUGCAUAAAUGGGAAAAAUUAUGAAGAUGAAUUGGGAUAUGAAGAAACUUUGCACGAUUCAGAUGUUCUGAUGGUGAAAACUGCACAAUCAACGGAUACUCCGCCGCAGAUAGGUAUCGUUCAGUGGAAUUUGCAAGGAGAUAGGGCUUGGAUCAAAGCUACGGUCCAGUCACUCUACUACAUUGGCCACAUGGUCGGGGCUACGCUUUGGGGAAUCGUCAGUGACAAGUUCGGGAGAAAAAAAGCGUAUUGUAUCGCAAUCACCACCCAAAUUUCCUGUGGAUUAGUGCUGAUUGUCGCACCAACAUGGUGGCUUUUCGGUAUUUUUAAGUGA
This is a messenger RNA of Cylicostephanus goldi, 582 nucleotides long. NCBI's taxonomy places the organism in Eukaryota, Metazoa, Nematoda, Chromadorea, Rhabditida, Strongylidae. The record is from the annotation of a GenBank genome assembly.